CAGACGGAAGAAACACACAAACCUCUGAGGCAAACCGGAGAGAGAGCAUUACCGGGAAUUUCCUUUUGUUCCAUUAUUCAUUUGGAUCCUAAUAGCUGUUGGAAGUUGUCUCGUGGGGAUUAUGAUGGCUUCGGGUGCCGGUAAAGCCCCGCAGCCCCCCGGGCCAGGCUCCGGUAGCCUUAACGGGACUGCAGCAGACUUACCGAACAUAGAGCAGGAGCUGUAUGACUAUCAGAUGCAUGGCAAGAUGUGCAAGAAGAUAGCUCAGCUAACCAAGGUGAUCUAUUCUCUGAACACCAAGAACGAAGAGCAGGAGGCGGCCCUUCAGGCCGUCAGCCACGCCCACCAGGAAGAGCUGAGGCGGAUUACCACGGGGACGUGUACCGAGGGGGAGUCGGUAGUGCUUAGGACACGCCUCUCAGAGCUGCAGGAAACUCUAGCUCAGGUUCAGGUAGACUUUGAGAGCUACCGUGUCCAGGCAGAGGAGAGGGAUCGUGGGGUAGAGGCAGAGCUUAAGAGGGACUAUGAGGAAAAGCUCCAGGCUCUGGGGCUGGAGAGACAGGAGACCCAGGCCCAACUCAACACGGCCCACGACGAGAGUCUCCGACUGGGGAGAGAACUGGAGACGGCUGGGGAGGCUGCGCAGUGCCUGGAGGUUCAGUGUGACGAACUACGGAGGAAAGGAGAAGAGGAGCGAGGGAAAGGGAAGGAGGAGGAGACGGAGAGAAUGCGACUCCUCUCGGAGGAGGUGAAGACUCUGAGGAAAGGGAAGGAGCAAGCAGAGGAAGAGAGGGAGAGAGCAGUGAGAGAGGAGAGGGAGAAGUGGGAGACGAGGAUGAAGGAGGUGACAGAGGAGAAGGAGGAGUUGAAGAGGAGCAUGGAGGAGGCGCGCAGGGAGGAGAGACGGCAGUGGGAGGAGAGAGAGGAGGAGGAGAAGAGAGGGAUGAGUACAGUACUGAGAGAGAGAGUGAGGAAGGCGGAGGGAGAGAUGGAGGGCAGUCUGCAGCGACUCAACGAGAGCAAGAGACACGCUGCCAAACUACAGGGCAGAAUACAGGACCUGGAGGAGGAGUUGGAGUCGGGGAGGAGGCGUGUCUCGGGGGCAGAGGGUGGGGCUAAGAGGGCAUGGGAGGAGUUAGUCGUGGCCAAAGAGAGACUACUGCUGCAGGAGGAGGAGCUGCAGAGCAAAUCAGAGGAGCUGCUGAGUCGUGGUGUGUGUGAGGGUGUGUGUGUGAACGUGGAGGAGUUGAAAGGUCAGGUGAACAAACUGCAGAGCAGGAACAGAGAGCUGGAGUUGCAGAGCAGCGGGAGAAACAACGACUACGCCAGACAGCAUGCGGAGGCCCUGGCUAGUCUGCGUUCUGAGAUGGUGAGGGCUCAGUCAGAGGAGCUCCGGAGAGAACGGAAACACGCGGAGGUGGAAAAGGAACAAAUGCAGAAAGAGAGAGAAGAAGAGAGAGAACACCUGCAGAAAGAGAGAGAAGAAGAGAGAGACAGACUGCAGAAAGAGAUAGAAGAAGAGAGAGCACGCCUGCAGAAAGAGAGAGAAGAAGAGAGAGAACACCUGCAGAAAGAGAUAGAAGAGGUGAAAGGAAGAGUGACAACACAGAUGGAAGGAAACACGGAGCGAGUGGAGGAGCAGAGAGACAGAACGGACGAGGAAAGGAAGAGAUUGAAGGAGCAGGCGGACGAGGAAAGGAAGAGAUUGAAGGAGCAGGCGGACGAGGAAAGGAAGAGAUUGAAGGAGCAGGUGAAGAAGGCGAUAGAAGAGGUGAUGAGGAAACAUGCAGCUGAGCUCCACAACGCCCAGGAAGCACUGAGGAAAAACCAAGAGCAGGUGUGUGUACGUGUACAGGAGGACAGGAGGAGUGGUGAAGAGGUGUGUCGAAGGCUGCAGACUGAGAGGGAGGAGCUUAGAGACCAGCUGCAGCAGGCAACCAAUCAGAUCUGGCGUUUGGAAGGAGUCAUUCAGCAGCAAAGUCAGGGGUGUGUGGCCUCUGAAACUCCUCCCACCUGCGGAAUCCACUGUUCCCACCUCCGAGAGGAUCUGCAGCACAUACAGGAAGAGAUGGAGCGACAGAGAGAGAGUUACCAGAGGGAGAUGACAGGUCUGAGAACAGACAAACAGAGACUGGAGGAGAAGGUUCUAGAGCUCAACCAACAGACCCAAGAGAACACAGACAGAAACGUUCUAGAACACACCCAAGAGAACACAGACAGAAACGUUCUAGAACACAACCAAGAGAACACAGACAGAAACGUUCUAGAACACAACCAAGAGAACACAGACAGAAACGUUCCAGAACACAACCAAGGGAACACUGACAGAAACGUUCUGGAACACAACCAAGAGAACACAGACGAGAGAAUCCGGUCAGAGUGUGAGGAGCGCCUGAGGGCGGAGCUUAAGGCGGAGCUUGAUGCGGCUGUUGCCACGAGCAACCAGAGAGAGCAGGAGCUGCAGACUCAACUAGCAGAUCUCCAAUCACAGGUGGAGAGGAAGGCGGGGCCAGCAGAGGGUCACCAUGAUGACAGCGAGAUUGACAGGCUGCGGAGGGAGGUGCAGGAGACCAGAGACAUGAACCAGAGACUGAGAGAGCAGCUGCAGGAGGAACAGAGACACUCUGAAGAACGACACACGGCGUUGCAGGCUCUGGAGAGACAAGCUCAGGAGGAACUGCAGACCGAGAGGAACAGACUCCACACACUACACCUGUUACAGCUAGAUAAGCAGGGUACAGAGCUGAGCCAGCAGUACACAGAGUGGAGUAGACAGUUGACCCAGAGACACAUGAAACACAUCGAAGACCUGCAGGCGGAACUACACACACACACAGAGAUGAUGGCCCUGCAACAGGACUUGAAGCAGCAGAAUCAGUACCAGGUGUUUGAGCGUCAGCUGGAUGAGAGUCGCUGUGCCGUUCUGGAACUACAGAGGGAAAACACUGUACUGAGGUCGGGAGAGGAGGCGAUGGGAAGAGAAAGAGAGCAGAAGGAGAGAGAGGAGGAAGCCCAACGACUGAGAGUGGAGGUGGACAGACUGAGAGAAGAGGUGGAGAAACUGGAAGAGGCUCAGAAACAACGGGAGGAACAGAGAGAAGAAGAGAUGAGAGAAGAGGAGGCGAGGAAGAGGAGGAAGGAGGAGGAGGAGGAGGAGGAGAGGAGAGAGGAAGUGAAGAAAGAGCACAGGAGAGCGAUGCAGAGUCUGGUGUGUGAAUACAGCAGCUGUCAGGCAGAGCUACAGACUCGCAUAGUGGCCCUGGAGACAGAGCUACGGGAGCGUGAGGAGAGGUGCAGGAGGAGGGAGGUUCCUCUCUGUGAUGAUCUCCAGAUGGGGAGACUACAGGAGAGACUCACUGAGAGGAACCAGCUCAUCAAACGCCUGGUGGAGGAACGACAUCAGCUGCAGUUUCAUCCUCCGGUUGCUGGGGACAACGGAACCCUCAGGCUCCAUGACAACAGGCCACACCCCGGGAUCGUUACACCAUCUAUGAGGAGGAAGCGUGUGGAGGAGUCUCCGCCCCUCAUCACCAGCGUUCCAAACCUCGGCGCCUAUGAGAGGAGCGUCCCCCUCCCCCACGACACCCCCUCCCCCUGCCUCCCCCAACAUCCCUCCCCCUCCUCAACUCUGCCCUACGCCUCCUCCUCUCUCCCCCGUUCCUCCUCCUCUCUCCCCCGUUCCUCCCCCUCCCUCCCCCGUACUCCCAGGUCUCCCAGUUUGGAUCCCAGCGGUCGCGGCCCUCUCUCUCGUACCCCCACUCCUCUCCCCCCUGCUCCCACCACCCCCCUCCCCCUCUGUCCAUCCUCCCUCCCCGAGCCUCGACACGGGAUUCGACACGUCACCUCACCCUCGCAGGAGCUCCGCCCACACCUGAACAGCCAGUCAACCAGGAGCCCAUAUUUGGAGCAGAGGGGGAGUGGCCAGGGGGCAGAGGGGCGGGACCCUCAGAGGCAGGAUUGGUACACAAAGUACUUCUCCUUCUGAACACACACACACA
Molecule: messenger RNA, 3998 nt
Organism: Oncorhynchus masou masou (cherry salmon)
Lineage: Eukaryota; Metazoa; Chordata; Actinopteri; Salmoniformes; Salmonidae
Product: protein FAM184B-like
Source: RefSeq, a predicted model, not a curated record